Coffea eugenioides is the source of this 720-nucleotide messenger RNA. Its product is annotated as hemoglobin-2. The transcript has 4 exons. Gene Ontology annotation, molecular function: heme binding; oxygen binding. Bases 67 to 570 code for a protein of 167 amino acids. Lineage: Eukaryota; Viridiplantae; Streptophyta; Magnoliopsida; Gentianales; Rubiaceae. The record is from RefSeq and is a predicted model, not a curated record.
UAUUUUAGUACUAUCCAAUACUAGACUGACGUUAUUCUCUGAACCAUUUCCUAAACCAGAAACAAAAUGAGUCUUCAAGGAGGAGGGGAAAAUUGUGGGUCUUCGGCAGGAAGAGUGUUUACGGAAGAGCAGGAAGCCCUGGUGGUGAAGUCAUGGAACUCCAUGAAGAAGAACUCGGGAGAAUGGGGUCUCAAAUUCUUUCUCAAGAUAUUUGAGAUUGCACCGUCCGCUAAGAAAUUGUUCUCAUUUCUUAAAGAACCGAACGCUCCAUUGGAACAGAACCCCAAGCUCAAGACCCAUGCCAAGACUGUCUUCGUCAUGACGUGUGAAGCUGCGGUUCAACUCCGGAAAGCUGGGAAAGUUGUGGUGCGGGAAUCAAGUCUCAAGAAAUUGGGUGCCACGCAUUUCAAAUACGGAGUCGUGGAUGAACAUUUUGAGGUGACCAAAUUUGCACUGUUGGAGACAAUCAAAGAAGCAGUUCCAGAAAUGUGGUCCACAGAGAUGAAAAAUGCAUGGGGUGAGGCCUAUGAACAAUUGGUCGCUGCCAUCAAGACCGAAAUGAAGCCCUAAACAUCAAAAUCAUUGGGGGUGCGCUCCCAAUAUUUCUAUCCGAAGUUUUCUGUUGCUCUUGUCAGAUUGAAUUGUCAUGUUUCAAUAAACCAUAAAUAGAUUGUACAAUUUGAAGCUGUUUCAUAGAACGGAGCUUGAAGACAUUGCACA